AUGGCUGUGACAUCGCCCAACAAUGGUCUUUGUCUCUCCACAUCUCGUCUAGCUCAUCAGAGCCUUUUCAGCCUCAGUUGCCCUGCGAGGCUUUAUACCAGCUGCACUCAUUCUUUUGCACCCCCAGUGUCCUGACUUCUCAAGCAUUUUUAUAUCCUGAACUUUCUGCCUGCAGUGAUGUGAGGGGAAUUCUCAGCUUAGUUUGGUCAUGUGACAGAUCAGAGACACAGAUUAAGAAUUCAUCAGGGAUACAUAUCUCAAGUGAAAGAUGCGUAUCUAGGGAUCUUCAUCAAGAAACCAGUGGGUUAUGGAAAAUCCUUUCCCAAAAAACCCAUUGAAAAGUGUUUUAAGUUAAUAAAACUUUACGAAAGUGAUUAUGUGGGAGUGAAACACAUUUGUGAAAAGUUUAAAAAUGGCAUUCUCAAAGUCCUGCUGAGAGAAGAGCUGACUGAACUACACCCAGCUGUGAUAAAAAACUCCAAACGACCCCAAGCUUUCCAAGGGAUAAAUUAA
This is a messenger RNA of Equus caballus (horse), 513 nucleotides long. Lineage: Eukaryota; Metazoa; Chordata; Mammalia; Perissodactyla; Equidae. The record is from RefSeq and is a predicted model, not a curated record.